Messenger RNA from Salvia miltiorrhiza (redroot sage), 2040 nucleotides. RefSeq names its product putative late blight resistance protein homolog R1A-4. Gene Ontology annotation, biological process: defense response to other organism. The transcript has 2 exons. The record is from RefSeq and is a predicted model, not a curated record. Gene Ontology annotation, molecular function: ADP binding. NCBI's taxonomy places the organism in Eukaryota, Viridiplantae, Streptophyta, Magnoliopsida, Lamiales, Lamiaceae. Bases 1 to 2040 code for a protein of 679 amino acids.
AUGGCGGCUUAUGGUGCAGCCACUUCUCUCAAGAAUACGAUUCAGCGUAUUCUACAAUCGUCUCGCAUUUCUCUCGUGUCCCACUCUCCACUAAUCUUACCGCCUGUCUACGACCAGAUGGAUCGAUUGCAGAGAGUUCUGCAAUUAUUGGACAAGACCAGCUGCAGCAAGAUCAGGACGGAGGUGAAUGCUUUGGAUGAACUUAUAAAAGAGGCAGUUUGGGAAUUCGAAGAUUUACUCGAAUCCCAUCUCUUACCUCAGAUUCUUCCACAACUCGAAAGUGAGAGACACAACUUGUCUUUCUCUGUAGAUCUACAGAGUCUGCAACACCAUGUUGAUUGCUUUGUCGAGAUGGUGAAGAUGAUGGAGGAAGAGUACAUCAUUGGCAUAAAGAAUAUGCCUGAAGAAGAAGGUGAGCCUAUUUCCUCAAGAAUUGAUUUUGGUGGAAUCAAGUCAAAGAUGGUUGGAUUAUCUUAUGAAUUUCAAAAAGCCGGAGAUGAUCUUCUUGAAGAUAAACACUAUUCGAUUGUUGGGAUGGCGGGCGUUGGAAAGACAACUCUUGCUAAACAUAUUUUUGAAGAUCCAUCAAUUCAGAGCCAUUUUGACUUUCGAAUAUGGGUCAAAGUGGGCAGAAAAUACGAGCACAAUGAACUAUUAUGCUGCGUUCUAGCUCAAGUGGCUCCCAUUGCUUACCGAAUGCUUGCCCAAGGAGACAAUGAUGAUGAGGAAUUAGUUGGACUAUUGAAAGAAAAAUUGCAGGAUAAGAAAUGUCUCAUCGUGUUGGAUGAUGUUUGGGAGGAACAAGCAACAUAUCACUUGACAAAUUGCUUGCAAGAAAAUGAUAUGGUUGGAAGGAUUAGGUACUUACUUACAAGUAGACAAUAUAUAAUAUUCGAGGAUCAUGGGUAUGAAAGAAUGCGCUUGUUGAAUGAAGAAGAAAGUAAGAAAUUACUUGGUGAGAAGGUGUUUGGUCAGAAGGUGUUUAGUGAAGACGGUUUUCCUCUCCCACUUGAGGAACUAGGAGAGAAGAUUGCCAAGAAAUGUGAAGGUCUUCCUCUUAUGAUAGUCACGGUUGCAGAGCUCCUAUCAAAAGCCGACAAGACCCCAGAAUAUUGGACAGAGGUACUCAAACAACAUAGUUCAGUCUUCGUGGAAGCAUAUAAUCAAAUAUCAGAGUAUCUUUCCCUAAGAUGCAACGGGGAGCUCCCUCCUUCCAUAUCCAACCUUUUUCACCUUCAAUUCUUGGUUAUCGAUCCACAUAUGUUUAUUAGAAAGCGUGGAGUUCAGUCUUAUAUGCCUGUGCAAAUUUGGGACAUGCAAGAACUAGAGCAUCUUUAUAUUUGGGGAAUGGACCUACCAACCCCUAAUACUGUUGAUGCUACCUUGAACAAACUUACCAUACUUGGCGGUGUGAGUGCAAACAGUUGUACAAGGGAAGUUCUCAAAAGAAUUCCUAAUUUAAAGGAAUUAAUGAUUGAAGUGGAGUUGAAGCCUUAUGAUGAUGAUGAUGAUGAAAGAAACCCAUUGAGUUGCUUGGGUUAUAUCUCCCAACUCCAGAAUUUGGAGAAACUUAGAUAUCGGGUUAAGAAUCCCGAGAUAAAGUAUAAGGGCAAUACGAUUCCUCUUUCAAUGUUUCCAUCAAGUCUCAAGGUAUUAUGGUUGUCUGGGUUAGGGGGGUAUCCUUGGAAUUACCUGAAUGACAUUGGUUCGCUGCUGCCAAAUCUCGAGAUUCUCUUGUUAGAACGUUAUGCAUUUCGAGGCCCAGAGUGGGAAAUAACACCAGAGAGUUUUUUAAAACUUAUUGAACUUCAAAUUGGAGACACCGAUUUGGUGCGAUGGAGACCUCAACGUGGAAGCUUCCCGAACCUUCGUAGACUACGAAUGAGUCAUUGCUACAAAUUACAACAGCUCGAUUGGCCGUAUGAUCACUCUUGGAUAGAGAUCAUUGAUUUACUCGAGUGCAAUCCUUUAGCCGUCGCUUGUGCCAAGGAAUUAAAGGACAAGUUUUCCUUUCGACUUAUCAUCGAAUCUUCUUUUUGA